CAGGCUUCCAGGGCAGCCUCUCCAGGUGCUGAGGGCCUGAUUCAGCGACUAGGAGCCGACCCUCUCCACAACCCCCUCCCAAGCCUUCCUUGACUCCGACCUGCAGCCUUCUGUGGAGGGGGAGGAGGACAGGACAGGGCAGGGUUGAGAGGCCGUAGGGCAGGGCUGGGCUGUUGAGUCACGUCUCUGGGUGAGGUGGAACAUGCCAUUCCUAGCGACUGGUGGGUCACCUAAACUGGACUCCUUGUCUUGGUUUGGUCUGGGCCAAGGAUCAGAAGAUCAAGGUUUCAGAGGAGGAGGGUUCCCACGUGGAACCUAUCUCCUCUCUAGCCAAACUUGCCCCAACUUGCUAUACUGAGUGGCCCCACCCAAGUCAGCUCCACUUCAGUGUGAAGACUUGCCCCAGACUCAGCUGUCCACCCCCAGGAAGAGGAGGAGGAGGAGGAGGAAGAGCUGCCACCCAAUCCUUGGGUCCCUUGCCUGUACCCUGGGGCAGUCUCUUUGGCAGAAGAGCAUUCCCCUGACUCAGGCCCAGCCCUUCAGGAUGCUCAUCUCCUGAGAGAGGGAGGCAGGCCAAUUGCACAUCAGCCUGAGAGGCUAUGUCCCCUCCCCUAGGACCUAGUCAGGCCUUCAACAUGGCAGAGUCUCCCGGCUGCUGUUCUGUGUGGGCCCGCUGCCUCCUCGGCCUGUACAGCUGUCACUGCAAGAAACCUUCCAAAGAGAAGAUGCCUACCAGCAAGUGUGACUGUCUCUGGUUUGGCCUCCUGUCCACCACCUUCCUCCUGUCACUGGGCUGGUUGUACAUCGGGCUUAUUCUGCUCAAUGAUCUACACAAUUUCAAUGAGUUCUUGUUUCGACACUGGGGACACUGGCUGGAUUGGUCCCUCGUGCUGCUGCCCGUUGCCUCUGUACUGGUCAUAUAUUCCUCCCUGCUGCUGCUCCUGGCCCUGUUCCUUCAUCUAUGUGGGCAGCCUCUGCACCUCCACUGGCUUCACAAGGGGCUCCUGUCACUGACUGUGCUGCUAGUGGCUGCUGCCCUGGUGGGGUUGGAAAUCCAAUGGCAGGAGGAGUGGAGAAGCCUUCGCUUGUCAUUGCAGGCCACAGCCCCAUUUCUGCAUAUUGGAGCAGUGAUUGCGCUCACCCUCCUGGCCUGGCCAGUGGCUGAUGCCUUCUACAGGUCUCAGAGAAGAGGCCCCAAGGUGCUGUUACUACUCCUGUUUAUUGGCGCAGCCCUGGCUAUCUACCUGGCACCCCUGGGCAUCUCAUCACCGUGCCUAAUGGAGUCCAGACAACUCCCCCCCAAGCCCAAGCUGGUGGGGCACCGAGGGGCUCCCAUGCUGGCCCCUGAGAACACACUGAUGUCCCUCCGGAAGACCGCCGAGUGUGGGGCUUCUGUGUUUGAGACAGAUGUGAUGGUCAGCUCCGACGGAGUCCCCUUCCUCAUGCAUGACGAGCGCCUGGACAGGACAACCAAUGUGGCUUCUGUGUUCCCCACCCGAGCUGCAGGACACAGCAGUGACUUCUCUUGGGCCGAACUGAAGCAGUUAAAUGCAGGGACCUGGUUCCUGGAGAGGCAGCCAUUCUGGGGAGCCAAGAAACUCACAGGCCCUGAGCAGCAGGAAGUCGAGAACCAGAUGGUGCCAUCGCUGACUGAGCUGCUGGUGGCAGCUGCUCCCCUCAAUCUCUCCAUCAUGUUUGACUUGCGACGACCCCCACCCAACCACACGUACCACCAUGCCUUCGUCAAUUGCACCCUGGAUGCUGUUCUGAGGGCUGGGGUGCCCCAGGCCAUGGUACUGUGGCUGCCAGAUGAAGACCGGGCUGAGGUACAACUCCGAGCACCUGGACUUCGCCAAGUGUAUGGAUAUCGAAAGGAGAAUGGGACUGAGCGGCCCCAGCUCCUCAACCUGCCUUACCAGGACCUACCACUGACAGACAUCAAGCUCCUGCAGCGUGACAACGUCUCUGUGAACCUAUUUGUGGUGAACAAGCCGUGGCUCUUCUCCCUGCUCUGGUGUGCUGGGGCUGCCUCGGUCACCACCAAUGCCUGCCAGCUGCUGCAGCAGCUGUCCCAUCCAGUCUGGCUCAUUCCCCCCCAAACCUACCUGAUGAUCUGGACUGUCUCAGACUGUGUGUCUGUGCUGCUGCUUCUCUGGAUCUUCUUCCUACAGGGGAAAUGUGCCAGGGAGAGAAAGCAACCCGUCUCAGAGACUGCUGUGCUGCUGACCAAGAUAAACAUCAUGCUGGAAUGAGUGAGGUGCCACCUCACCCUCACCCCACCCCCUCUGUAGCCUCCGGCUUGCCUGCCUCCACUGGCCUCUGACCACUGAGCCCAAGAUGCUGCUGCUGCUGCUGCUGGACUGCUGCUUUGGGUGGAUGGGAUGGAGAGCGAUUGGGCACAGGAAGCUGGCGAAC
This is a messenger RNA of Dromiciops gliroides (monito del monte), 2415 nucleotides long. It is a transcript of the gene GDPD2, whose product is annotated as glycerophosphodiester phosphodiesterase domain containing 2. The record is from RefSeq and is a predicted model, not a curated record. Gene Ontology annotation, cellular component: membrane. Gene Ontology annotation, biological process: lipid metabolic process. NCBI's taxonomy places the organism in Eukaryota, Metazoa, Chordata, Mammalia, Microbiotheria, Microbiotheriidae. The coding region runs from base 600 to 2252 and encodes 550 amino acids. The transcript is spliced from 15 exons. Gene Ontology annotation, molecular function: glycerophosphodiester phosphodiesterase activity.